Molecule: messenger RNA, 1083 nt
Organism: Talaromyces rugulosus
Lineage: Eukaryota; Fungi; Ascomycota; Eurotiomycetes; Eurotiales; Trichocomaceae
Exons: 2
Coding region: 1-1083 (360 amino acids)
Molecular function (GO): oxidoreductase activity, acting on the CH-OH group of donors, NAD or NADP as acceptor; NAD binding
Source: RefSeq, a predicted model, not a curated record
AUGACAGUGCCAUCCUAUCGUAUUGGAUCUAUUCCUGGAGAUGGGAUUGGCCUUGAGGUCAUCUCAGCUGCCAUCGAGGUAGUUAGGAAGCUUUCCUCGACGUUGAAGACGUUCUCGAUUGAAUUCACCGAUCUUCCAUGGGGAUCUGAUUACUGGAAGAAGACUGGCUCCUACGUACCUGAGGAUUAUCUGGAAACUUACCGGAAGUUCGACGCCAGCCUAUUUGGAUCUGUGGGCGCACCCGAUGUUCCAGAUCAUGUUUCCCUUUGGGGUCUUCUUCUUGCCAUUCGGAGUCCUUUGCAGCUGUUCGCCAAUGUCCGUCCAGUGCGAACGUUCCCCGGAACUAAAAGCCCUCUCGCGAAUCCACCCCCCGAAGGAAUCGACUGGGUCCUUGUGCGAGAGAAUUCCGAAGGUGAAUAUUCGGGGCAUGGCGGUCGCUCUCAUGUUGGUCAGCCUUGGGAAGUAGCGACUGAAGUGGCCAUAUUUACACGUGUGGGAGUGGUUCGCAUUCUUCGAUUUGCAUUCGAGACUGCGCAAUCCCGGCCACGAAAGCACUUGACGGUCGUUAGUAAAAGCAAUUCCCUACGCAACGGACUUGUUCUUUGGGAUGAGGUGGCAGCAGAAGUUGCCCGGGACUUCCCUGAUGUAACUUGGGACAAGACUUUGGUGGAUGCCAUGACCAUUCGCAUGGUCAACAACCCCCAUACUAUUGACACUAUUGUGGGCACAAAUCUCCAUAUGGAUAUUCUGUCUGACCUGGCCGCUUCGCUUGCGGGAUCAAUUGGCAUUGCUGCUUCCAGUAACUUAGAUCCUACUCGAAAAAAUCCCUCAAUGUUCGAGCCGGUCCACGGUAGUGCGUUUGAUAUCACCGGGAAGGGACUUGCCAACCCCCUUGGAGCUAUCUGGUCAGCGGCUGACAUGCUGACAUGGCUGGGUGAAGCGCCGGCAGCUGAUCACCUAAUGGAAUGCGUGAAGGCCGUCUGUCGAGCAGGUAUCUUGACGGCGGAUCUUGGGGGAAAUGCGAAGACACAGGAUGUUGUGAAUGCAAUUUGCGAAGAGAUUGAGCAUCGGGGUCUGGGAUAG